Dentiscutata erythropus is the source of this 168-nucleotide messenger RNA. The record is from the annotation of a GenBank genome assembly. Lineage: Eukaryota; Fungi; Glomeromycota; Glomeromycetes; Diversisporales; Gigasporaceae.
AUGCUCUUGUGUCGGUGUAUGGCUAAUGUUGCUUUCACCGAUACACAGCGUUUGAUUGGUGACGCCGCAAAAAACCAAGUCGCCAUGAAUCCUUAUAAUACUGUUUUUGGCACCAAACGUCUUAUUGGUCGUAGAUUUAUGGAUGCUGAAGUACAAUCGGAUAUGAAG